Messenger RNA from Aspergillus piperis CBS 112811, 4914 nucleotides. Its product is annotated as putative anucleate primary sterigmata (ApsB). The record is from RefSeq and is a predicted model, not a curated record. The transcript has 3 exons. Gene Ontology annotation, cellular component: microtubule organizing center. NCBI's taxonomy places the organism in Eukaryota, Fungi, Ascomycota, Eurotiomycetes, Eurotiales, Aspergillaceae. The coding region runs from base 1 to 4914 and encodes 1637 amino acids.
AUGUCGACCGCAUCGCCUCAACCACCUUCCUCUCCGUCGCCUGAGUCCCCAAACGUCGCCGAACACGCGCAGCCGGUGCGCUCCUCGACAUUCUCUCCACCCCCCAACCCAUUACACGAAGAAGGACUCCCGGCUCUCGAAGACGUAUUCCGCGAUCCAACCCCUUUGAUGGUGGCGGAGAACGCGCGGGGAGGUCUUUCCCCGACCACAAUGGACACUCCCGCCCGAGACGGCGCUGUCGACGACCACUACGCUCAUGAGGAACCGGGCGCCCUCAGUGAUGCCCAACGCCAUAAUUCUGCAGUUGACCCAUCGACGGUGGAAGACCCCGCCCAUGACGAUUCGAACCUGUCCCUCCCCCCUUUGCCCGACAACGAUGAUAGCAGCCUUUUGUUGUCCGCCGACGAUGACUACCAGGAGCGAGUGGACGACCAAACCUUCAUCAAAGAAAAGGAAAUGCGGCGGCAGUUGAUGGAUAUGGAGUCCAGCUUUCUGCCGGAACCUUCGACCAUCGAAGUCGCAACCACGAACCGGAUGAUUGGUGCGGAUGAUACUUACUUGGUUGGAAUACACGAGGAGGAGCCUGUCCCUGAAGUGCUGGAAAACACGCAGAUUUCGUUCGUGCCGCCCGAUGAUUCUAUACAUGACAUCGCAGCGGCCGCGGAUGGCACUCACACACCUCAAACGCCCACCCCUGAGCACAGACCGGACACAGCGGAGGAUUUGGACGCAACGCCUGCCGCUUCCCCCGAACAACAUGGUGACAACACCACUAUCCUGGAAGCGAUCCCAUCAUCUCCUUCGGCGGCCGCUGCAGCGAGGACAAGUACCCGUAACCGGUCUACCUCAUCCGAAAAUGCGCCCGACACCAGCCAGAUUGCUCGCGACGAUGCAUUUGAUCGCUCUCCUGUACCGGACGCAGACAUCUCACUCCAAUCCAGCCAUCACAAAAUUCGCAGCCUAUCACGCAGUGUGUCCCCUGGAACGUCGAGGCUGUUUCAGGACAACAGCGCGAAUGACGCCGAUACAGCCUCCCAUACGAGCAGUCGUCGAAGCAACCGACCGAAGUAUCUGACUAGUCGUAGUUCGGCCCAUCGGCUUUCAUAUUCCUCGGUCACGAGUGCGGGUACAGAAAUCACAAACAGUGAUGCGACGUUGGGCGCCGACUACGCACUUCAAUCAGGCGGUGCAGCGCCGGGCAACCCGGGUUUAGCGCAUGCCGGACAGCGCAACACAUUGGCCCGGUCGGUCAGCUUGGGAAGCAUGGCAUCAGGUAUCUCGGGAUACAGUGAUGAGAACCUCUUUGAUCGGAAGAACCCUGGCGGGACCACGGAAGGAGGCCUACAGACCUUGGAUGAAGAGGAAGGCCCAACUCAGUCACGUCCGGGGUCGUCUUACCAACGGUAUCAGCAACAGCAGCAACAGCAGCAGCAACAACAACAGCAACAAUCAGAGCAGCGCCCUCAACAAGACUUCCAUCCCGAUGACGCUUCUGGACCGAUGACACCACGGGCGAAACCCCAAGACACCGGAUUUCCUACGGAUACGGUCCUCGCAGAACGUGUCAAAGACGUGCAGGUUCCCAGCGCAUUCGUGAAGCAGUUCCGGGAGGACUAUGGUAGCCGUGGAUUGUCGCCUGAAAAGCGGACGAGCGCCACUCCGGCCUUUGCCCGGAGUGGCCGCACCAUGACGCUCAAAGAGCAAAGCAGCACCAUUGACCGUCUUUCCAAGGAGAACUUUGACCUCAAGAUGCGCAUCCACUUCCUCAAUGAAGCACUAAAUCGACGCUCUGAGGAGGGCAUCAAGGAGAUGAUCUCGGAGAAUGUUGAGUUGAAGUCAGACAAGCUGAAGCUGCAGAAGGACAAUCAAAGCCUGAAGCGCAAGCUGCGCGAUCUCGAGAAACAGUUGAAAGACCAACAGUCCGACAAGGAGUCGAUGCUGAACCAUGACCCCGAAGGGUCGGACGAGGAAGACCGUGACCCCGCACAGGACGAGGAGAUUCUCUUCCUACGCGAGCGGGCAGAGACAUAUGAACUGGAAAUCGAGCGACUCCGUUCGGAAAGCAUUGCCCGCGAAAGUGAGAAGAGACGACUGGCCGAGAUGGUGAAAUCCCUCAGUGACGGGCGGCCCAUGGGAUCGGAUGUUGGCGCCCGGGAGGAGAGGGAUAUGUGGAAGGACAUGCUGGAGGCCGAGACGGCGGCUCGCGAGCAGGCAGAAGAGGAAAAUAAGCGGCUGCGCGAAGAGACCCUGCGCUUGAAGAACGAGAUGAACUUCCCUGUCGUCGCCGCGCGAGUCGGGCAACGCGACAGAAUUGGCUCAAUGGCCUCGUACUCUGCGGCGUCCGAACGAGACUUCAGCCGCGAUCCCCAUACUGUUAGCUCAUCCAGCUCGACGCUGGUGAUGGAGUUGGAACUGCUCAAGCAAGAGAAUGCGGAGCUGAGAAAGGAGGUGAGCGCUCAGACCUCGAUGCUCACGUCCCGGAACCGGGAGAAGGAGCGGUUAUACCAGGAGAUUGAAGAGCUCAAACUUGGUCAACGCCGGGAUGGGACUCGAUCGGUUGCCGGCGACAGCAUCUUCGAUCGCUCGGCGUCCCGGGCACAUGGUCGGCCCUCUUCGCGCGCCAGCGAUGGCACGGGUCAAUCGCCGAGCGACGAUGCCGAACGCGAAGACCUAGAAACGCGCGUAGGCCAGCUGCGCGACCAGGUGUCGGCUCUGAAGCUUGAAAACCAAUCUAUUCGGGAGCAGCUGGAUGAGGUCAACCAGGAUUAUGACUCGCUGGACAAGGCAUAUCAGGCCGACAUAGCCGAAGAGCGCGAUGAAGCAUUCCAAAACAUCCGCGCAGAAGCUCAGGAAGAGCUAGACGCCAUGAGUGAGGCUCUAGAGCAGAAGGUAGAAGAGUGCCAGCGAUUGAGCGAAGAAGUGCGUGUUCAGGACGAAAACCUUCGGGCACUCCAGGCUGAGAUGCGCUCAGCUAGCGAGGGCAUCAUUCGGCUUGAGGAAGAUGCACAGAACAAUCUCCAGCGGUACAAGGCCGUCCAGCAGGAACUGGAGGACUGCAACCGCGAGAUGGAGUCGCUGGAGAAGGAUCUCUAUGAGGCUAACACUAAAGUACAACGGCUCACCGUGCAAAUUGAGUCGAGUCAGAAUGAGAUUGCGUUCCUCCGCGAGGAGCAGGAUGGCGACAAGAUCAAGAUCGGAGAUCUUGAAUCGGAGCUCAAGUCCUACCAGCUCAGCCUGCAAAGCGAGCGCGACAAGACACGCGAACUCGAGGAACGGUUGGCGGAGGAACGGCACCAGCGUGAAGUUGUGGGCAGCAAAGAGAAGCAAGAGGUGCAGCGCAUUGUCAACGAGCUGAACCGUGAGGCGACCUCCGCCAAGGAGGAGAACCGCAAACUUAGGAAGAACCUGUCGGCGCAGGAAAUUGAAGCCGCCACCUGGAAAGAGCGGUUGCUGGACUUGGAAAACAACCUACGAGAGACGCUGGGUGAUCUAACCGGCAGUCGCUCUAGUCUGAUUUCCAACAUCAUGAAGCUGCAAAAGGAGCUGGAGUCGACGGCCUUGGAGCUCGAAAGCACGCGAGCCAAGCUGGACGACAAAGAGUCGCUUCUGCGCAACCGCGAUGCGCUGCUGGAGAGUCAUGGGUUGGAAUCGCGCAAGCUGGCCGAGCUGCUGGACCGCGAGCGCCAUGCCCGCCGUGCCGACAAGCAGUCGUUCGAGCAAGCUCUCAAAUCCCACCACCAGGCCUCGCGCACCAUCACGCAGAACAACUCGCGCAUCUCGGAGCUGGAGAAUGCGCGUAAUCAAGAUCGCAAGCGCUUCACCACUCUGGAGCAGCAGUUCCGCGACCAGCUGAGCGAGCGCAACGUGAUGCUCCUAAACAUCUGGAAACGCCUGUCAGCCAUGUGCGGACCUGACUGGGCGCAUUCAAACAGCUUGAUCAACGGCAAUCUCCCCAGUCAGGAGGUCAUUGGCAACAUCCUCUUCUGGCCCGGGUUUAGCCGCAAUCUUCUGCUCGCUGUGAAGACCGUCGAAAGCGUUAUCUCGGGCUUCAAGUCGCGCAUCAAGGGUGUUGAACGGGACUUAACCAAACAGUACCAGAUGCUGGAGCAUACCUUCAGUCUGCGCGUUAAGAAGCUUGACCGCCUCGAGGAGUCCAUGAUGAACAUGCGCGCACAACAGCACAGCCGGAACCAGUCCGGGAUGUCUCCUGAGAUGGCGAAGCUCCGGGGUGAGAACCGGCUCUUGAAGGCCGAGCUGAACCUGCUUCAAUCGCACUCACGCAGCCGGGGACCUGCCUCUGCGGCCGUCUCCGCCGCCGCUGUUGGCAUUGGAUCCAACUCCCCACGGUCGCCGACACGUGCGCUGAGCCUAGACCCUGGAGCCGAUGCAGAACCAGGCUCUCUGAUCCGUCAUCAUUCAGCAGUCGAGAAACCCGCCCCGUCGCGUGGUCUGUCGCGGAGCGCCACCACUGGCAUCCCUCAACCCUCGCAUUCGGCCUCGACAACCUCGACGGCGACGCUCGCCAAUGAUGGACCAGGAGCAUUGGUGCAAGGUUCUCGCUCCCGACAUAUGUCCGCUGACCCGGGGAGUAAUGAGAAGUGGAUCCAACGCUUGCAUGAGCUGGAGAAGCGAUUGAAGGCCGAACGGGAGGCUCGCCUUCUGGACCGAAGCGGCGCACGGCGGCGCCUGGAAGAGCGCGAUGCGGAGAACCAGCGACUCCGCGCGCAGCUCGAGCGACAGCAUGUACGCAAAGAGCUAUCCGCGGGCACGUCGACCGAUGAGGACGUACGCGCGCGUGGUCAACGGCGGCUCGAGGGGUCAGACCCGGGCACGAGUGACGGAUAUGAUCGGCGUCGGGACGAUGAGAUGAGCUCGAGCGAAGGCGAGGGCAUCUACGUUGACAUUGAGGUCUGA